Molecule: messenger RNA, 2217 nt
Organism: Solea senegalensis (Senegalese sole)
Lineage: Eukaryota; Metazoa; Chordata; Actinopteri; Pleuronectiformes; Soleidae
Gene: mmp19
Product: matrix metallopeptidase 19
Exons: 9
Coding region: 74-1501 (475 amino acids)
Biological process (GO): extracellular matrix organization; proteolysis; collagen catabolic process
Cellular component (GO): extracellular matrix
Molecular function (GO): zinc ion binding; metalloendopeptidase activity
Source: RefSeq, a predicted model, not a curated record
UGUGACUCAGCUGAGAACUUCUCCAGCCUUUAAAACAUCUGCCCUGGAUAUUUGAGACGGGGGAACGUUGGACAUGGACCGCGCUGGACUGCUGCUGCUGGUGCUCAACCUGAGUGGAGCGGUUUGUGCAGUGGUGCAGUGGACAGAGUUAAAGGAAGCUGAGGCCUAUUUGAAGAAGUAUGGUUACCUGGACGACCCGGCUGACCCGGCUGACCCUGCUGACCCCCAUUACCUGGAGGAAAUCAUCGGUGCCCUCAGAGUUUUUCAGAAGGUGAAUGAUCUGCCACCUACUGGAGAAUUAGAUGAAGCGACCCUGGAUGUGAUGAGACAGCCCCGCUGUGGCCUGGACGACCCCUUUAACAAGAAGUUUAACAAAUUCAGAGUGAUGGGUCACUGGAGGAAGAGGAGUCUGACUUAUCGCAUCUACAACUUCACACCUGACAUGAAGCAGACAGAUGUCAGAGCAGCCAUACGCUCUGCCUUCAAAUACUGGAGCGAUGUGGCUGCUCUGAUCUUCAGAGAGGUGGACUAUGGCAGAGCGGACAUAAAGAUCUCCUUCCACAAGAAAGACGGCUACUGUCCUGUCCCGUUUGAUGGACGUGGUCAGGUACUGGCUCAUGCUGAUUCACCAGAGUCUGGUAUAGUUCACUUUGACGAGGAUGAGUUCUGGACAGAAGGAUCAUAUUAUGGGACUAAUCUGCGAAUUGUUGCUGCCCAUGAAAUCGGCCACGCUCUGGGUCUCGGUCACUCUCAGUUCAGAACCGCUCUGAUGGCGCCGGUCUACUCUGGUUACCGUGUCAACUUCAGACUGCAUUCAGAUGACGUCAAUGGCAUACAGACACUUUACGGAAAACGCAUCACCAGCACUUUGGCCAGUUCACCGACCCCAGACAGUCUGUUUCCCACAGAGAGCAGCAACCAACCUGACGUCAUCCCUGACCCCUGCACUGCCACACUGGACGCCAUCAUGUUAGGUCCAUGGAGGAAAACCUUUGCUUUCAGCGGUGAAUACGUGUGGACCAUCUCUGACCUCGGACACAACACACCCAUGAAAGUUGACAGGCUGUGGAAGGGACUUCCCGGGAACCUGAACGCUGCUGUGCACUCACAGAGAACCAACAAGACCUACUUCUUCAAAGGGAAUAGAGUGUGGAAGUACACCAGGUUCCUGCUGGACUACGGCUUCCCCAAACAGGUGAAAAGGAUUCCUCCGAACAUUGACGCAGCCUUAUACCUGGAGAAGAACAAGAAGCUGAUCUUCAUUAAGGGUUCAGAGUACUGGCAGUGGGAUGAACUAAAGUACAACGACUUAAGUCUGUACCCCAAACCGCUCUCCAUGCUCUUCACUGGAUUGCCGUCCAGUGUGGACGCAGCCCUCACCUGGACCAACGGCAAGCUCUUCUUCUUCAAGGGAGACGAGUACUGGAGAGUGAACGAGCUGAUGCUGCGGGUCGACAGAGGUUACCCAAUGAGCAAGAAGGAGCGCUGGAUGCGAUGCUAAGGGUCCACCAUCAGGGGGCAGCAGGUGCUAAGAGGUCCACAGCAGGGGGUGCGGGUUCCACUCCAGGGGCAUUGACAACUCCACAACCUCAACAGCGGUGAUCAGUUAUGAAAUAUGAUCUAACAUGAAAAAAAGGGGGGAUUUUCUUUCUUCUCUCUCCCUCGCUGGCUUCUCUACAAAGCGGGCCGAUCUUUGUGAAGCUCACUUCCUGAGCACAAAUGUGAGAAGUCUUUAUGCUGAGUUUAUGAACUCAGCGAGAAAUCAAUAAGGGAGGCCUUCUAUUUUUCUCCUUCACACAUGUGUUGGAUUAUGUGUCUCAAUAGUUUCAGUAACACGUAAUAUGACGAUGGGAGUGUUCGUGUUUCUGUUCUGACAUUUUUGUUUAGCCAACUUCUUAACUAUGUUCACUAAGGCUGUGUUUUUCUGUCCAUAUGAUACAGAUAUAUGUUAGCACUAAUAUAAGCAACGGGAUUUAUUGUGACUGAGAGAAAAAAUAACAAUGUUUUAUGCAUACAAAUAUUGUUUCGUUUAUCUAAUGAGUGCCAACAAGCUGUCGGAGGCUCAACUACAUCACCACUGUCAAGAGUAAUGCCAAUGUACUGAUACAGCGCUUAAAAAGAAUGUAUAAUAUCGAGUUAUCUUAGUGUAUCGACGUUUCCUCGAUGAAUCCAUGUGCUGAUAGUUGUAAUAACAUGAAAAUAAACCCUUUUUUGUAA